UUUUGGAGCUAGAAGACUCACUGCAACACAGCUCAGGAGGUCCAAGUCAGAGCUACUCGACAGGUGCUCACUGCAAGGUACCUUGAGUAACAGUCAGAGAUUCUUGUACCAGACUAAGGAGGGACAUUCAGAAUUCAGUCUACAGUGGCCAUGAUUCCCAGGCUAAGUUGGCUCCGAUUGCUCCUAUUUGGGAUCCUGGGUAUAGUCUCACUUGUUACACAGGCGGAAGAGUCUGAGAAAGCAGUCACAUUUAGCCAUGUGUACAGAAUUAACUCUGGUUGUAAGCAGGACUUGCAGGCAAUUCCUUCCCAUGACCAAGCAUCAGAGGGUCAAGUCACAAUGAUGGAUGGAGAGAAGGACAUUGUUUUCAAGCACAACAUUAAAUUGCCCUCAUCUAGCUGCAACUGCGCUGAUUCAGAGGAAUUCAAAGCCCUGCUAUAUCGUGUCAAUGGUUUGGAGGAGGAGGUUACCUACCUGAAGUCCCAGUGUGCUCAAGGCUGCUGCAGAGGAAGCUCAGGUGUGGACACAAACUGUAGUGGUCAUGGUGUAUACCAGCACAACACCUGCAGCUGCAAAUGUGAUGUAGGCUGGGAGGGUCCAGACUGCUCUAUCUUCACCUGUCCAGACAACUGUAACGAUAAUGGCUACUGUGUAGAUGGACAAUGUGUUUGUCACACUGGUUACACGGGUCAUGACUGUGGUCUACUCACAUGUCCUGAUGACUGCAAUGACAAGGGCCACUGUGUGGAUGGCAAGUGUGUCUGCUUUGAGGGCUUUUCUGGAGACACCUGUAGCAUGCAAAAAUGUCCAAAUGACUGCAAAGACAAUGGGCGCUGCAUUGAUGGACAGUGUCUCUGCGACGAGGGCUUUUUUGGAAACGACUGCUCUAUGGUAAUGGGUCCAAAAGGCCUGCAUGUAAUCAGGGUUACUGAUGUAUCUCUGCUAGUGGAGUGGGAAGAAGUAAAUAAUGCAGAGUACUAUCUGCUCUCCUACUAUCCUUAUGGAAAUGUGGUAGCCAUCCAGGAGAUUCGUGUUCCCAACACCGAAAAUUCCUACUUGAUCACAGGACUCAAACCAGGAGUUACCUAUAUUGUGCAAGUGCAAGCUGUCAUCAGGGGUAUCAGCAGUGAAUCAGAUAGCAUCACAGCCACAACAGAUAUGUCUGGUGUAGAAGGUGUUCGUGUGCUUGGACAGACAGAAGACUCUAUCCAGGUGGACUGGCAGAACCCAGAAACCGAGGUUGAUUACUUUAAACUACGUCAUGCCAGCCCAGACGGCCAAGAGGAGCUGGAAAACGUAACCAGGAGCCAGGAAGCUAGGACCGUGCACACUAUUAUAGGACUUAACCCAGGCACUGAGUACCAGAUAACAGUGCAGGCCAUCAAAGGAAGCAAUGAGGGAAAACCAUCCCAUGCCACAGGAGUCACAGACAUUGAUUCUCCGAAUAACCUGGUCACUAGAGAUGUAACCGAGACCACAGUGACUGUGAUGUGGGAGAAGGUCCAUGCUGAGAUUGAUGGCUACAUACUGACCUAUAGCUCUGCUGAAGGCCCCAGCCAGGAGUUCCAAGUGGGAGCAAAUGCCACUUCCUAUAUGCUCACAUCACUGAAACCUGGGGUGCUGUACACUAUCUUCAUCUGGGCCUACAAGGACUCCCGUCUGAGUAGGAAGAGCUCUACUGAGGCAGAGACAGCACUAGAUGCACCUACUAAUCUUGUAGUCAGAGAAGUGACAGAGGAGUCAGCGAUGGUAUCAUGGGACAGAGUCCAAGCACACGUAGAUGGCUACAUACUGAGCUACAGUUCUGCUGAAGGGUCCAGUAAUGAGGUGCAAGUGGGAGCAGACAGCACCACCUACCAGCUGACUGGACUGAAGCCAGGAAUUGUAUAUACAAUCUAUGUCUGGGUCAUCAAGGGCUCUCGCUCGAGCAGGAAAGCUACAACAAAAGCUGAAACAGAACUAGAUGCACCUACUAAUCUCUUGGUCAGAGAGGUGACGGAGGAGUCAGCGAUGGUAUCAUGGAACAGAGUCCAAGCAGAAGUAGAUGGCUACAUACUGAGCUACAGUUCUGCUGAAGGGUCCGGUGAUGAGGUGCGAAUGGGAGCAGACAGCACCACCUACCAGUUGACUGCACUGAAGCCAGGAGUUAUGUAUACAGUCUACGUCUGGGCCAUCAAGGGCUCUCGUUCCAGCAGGAGAGCUGCAACAGAAACUGAGACAGAAAUUGACGCUCCAAAGAAUCUGAAAGCUGUUGAUGUUAAGAGGGAUUCUGCGGCUCUAACCUGGAAACCUCCUCAGGCUCACAUUGAUGGCUACAUUCUUAGUUACAGGCCUGAAGAUGGUAGUAUGGAGACUAUUGAGAAGAACUUUGUCACAGGAGAUGCCAGAGUUAGCCUCUCUGGUCUGGACACAGAGAAGAAGUACAUUGUCACUCUAAUUGCAUAUAGAGGCUCAAAGAGGAGUAAAGUGGUGGAAACCAUAUUCAUCACUGUAGGAGCAGCCUAUCCUUUCCCUAUGGACUGCACACAGAUCAUGAAGAAUGGAAACAUGAAGAGUGGAGUUUACACUAUCUACGUGAACAAUGACCGCAAUAAGCCUAUGCAGGUGUAUUGUGACAUGACCACAGAUGGUGGUGGCUGGAUUGUCUUUCAGAGACGCAACACAGGCAAGCUAGACUUCAUGAAGCGCUGGAGACAAUACAUGCAAGGUUUUGGGGAACUGACUAACGAAUUUUGGCUUGGCCUUGAGAACUUAAAUGCACUGACCAAUACAAGCACAAAGUAUGAAGUGCGCUUCGAUCUAGGCCUGGGGAGCGAGCGUGCUUAUGCUGUCUAUGAUGACUUCAAAAUAGGAUCAGCCAAGCAGAAGUUUAAGCUCACUAUUGGCAAUUAUCGAGGAAAUGCAGGUGAUGCUAUGACCUACCACCAGGGGAGACCUUUCACUACUAUAGACUCAGACAAUGACAUUGCUCUUGGUAAUUGCGCUUUCACACACCGUGGUGCCUGGUGGUACAAAAAUUGCCACUUAGCCAACUUAAAUGGCAAAUUUGAGGACAACAGACACAGUGUGGGAGUGAACUGGGAGCCAUGGAAGGGCCACCUUCUGUCCCUGGACUUUACAGAGAUUAAGAUCCGCCCAGUGAACACAGCCAGCCGGAAGAAGAGGUCACUCAAGAGAAGAGAAGCUGCCUAAUGAACAUUGUACUGAAAAGCAAAAUGACACAAUGAAAGUAGGAAUUGUGAUUAAUCAAAAUAUCAUAUUAUCACAUUUAAAAAAUAUGGCAGUGAAAAGUGGCUGGGUUUUAGCUGGGUGGCCCAGCUUUAUCUUACAAAAAUGUUGAAAGGUCAAAUGCCAAAAAAAUUUAUAUUUUUAAUUAUAUCAAUAUAUUUUAUUAUAUUUGUGUCAUUUAGCAGUUUAUGCAGAUAAGAUUAUGAAAUGAUUCCCCAAACAGCUGUGGUAUAGUUGGCCAAUUUCCUGGUAAGCAAAAAAGUUCACACAUUCAAAGUUUAUUUUAUCACCAUUUCCUCAUUUUACAAUUAUUCCAGUGUUUAGUAUUGAUCAUUUUAGAAUGUGUGAAAUGCUGUCUUAUAAAUUUGCGGGUUUAAAAAAAGUAUUUACUGCAAUGUUUACUUUUAAAUGUUUGACCUAAAUGCUGUAUAGUAUGUAUUAGGCUGGUUAUGUUAAAAGUACUAUAAAUUACUCUUUAUUUCAAGUUAUUGAAAAUAAAACAUAUUUGGAUAUUUGUCAUUAUUAUAAUGAUGUGAAAUAGUCUUUUGCUAACUGUUGCCCAUCUUUUACAACUGAUGCCAUUAUUAAUAUGACAAAAACAAUGGUGUGAGUUGAUCAAAAAGUGUCUUUGCAGAAAAUGUAUUAGCCCAAUAUUUUGUAAUAGUAAUUGUGACUAAAAAUUAAUAAAAAAAAAAUAUCAUUAUAAUAAUAAUAAAGUUCUUUGGAAUAGGUUUCAUGGUUUAUGUUACUGGUAUUAUGCAGGUAACUUAUAGUUUGAGUAUCUGUAUUCACAUGCAGUAUGAAGUUACUUCAUAAGUGUAAAUGAAGCAGCACAGUGAAUUCAUGCUCUUUAGUCCUAUUGCAUUGAAUUGCUUGUUGCAGUGUUACCUCAGACUGCUACAAAAGCUACCCAGAGUUCUUCACCUAUAGAGGCAGUAUAUUUUUCACCUUUAGAGGCAGUAUUGUGUUCAUUUUAUAAAACAGUGCAAUAUUAGAGCUCUAUACACCAUUGUACCCCCAUGUAAACGCUUACAGACAUGACAUCACUUAAGUACAGCCUUGGAAAAGGAUCAUAGGCUACUAUAUCCAAUAGGGACUCACUCUGGACUAUUUUAUUGUUUAUUGCAAUAAUCUAAGCACUAUCCACACUGACAUACUGUAACUUUGUUUCAGUCCUCUCCCAAACUGCUGCAAUGCUGACAGGAGAUCAGUGGCAGGUGGUGCUAAAAAAUGGGGGGCAAACAAACUUUAAAUCAAACUGUUAGUAAUCCAGGACUGUAAAUAACCAUUUAUCAGGUGAUUAUGUAUCAUUACUGCAAAGAUAAAAUA
Messenger RNA from Hemibagrus wyckioides, 4557 nucleotides. RefSeq names its product tenascin N (gene tnn). The transcript has 16 exons. The record is from RefSeq and is a predicted model, not a curated record. Lineage: Eukaryota; Metazoa; Chordata; Actinopteri; Siluriformes; Bagridae. The coding region runs from base 151 to 3192 and encodes 1013 amino acids. Gene Ontology annotation, molecular function: protein binding.